CAGCUGUGUCAGUUCCACUGCCUGCCUUGGGGCUUUCUAUGUCAGCGUCUGCAGUCAGUCUACAGCAGGCGUUUUCUGAAUUGCGUCAAGGCCGGUUUGACCCGGGUCCCAGCACUGCGCCGCCUAUGCUUCAUGUCUCCAUGCCCCCUCUGGUUCCCACCGCAGCACCCUUGCCCUCUAGCACCGCCCCAGUGGUCCCUCCCCCAGUGUCUUCUGAAGUGACCUCUGUCUCCAUAAACCCUCCAGGGUCUUCGUCACCUCCUCCUACCCUUCCUGCCUCCGCCAUGACCUCCCCUCCAGCCCAUUCGCAACUCCCUCUGCCUCAAAGUCAGACUGUACCUACCGUCAUCAGUGUUAUUUCCAGCACUUCCUCUCUGCCAAUGCCAGCUGUGCCUGCCGCCACAUCCUUCCCCCAAACCUCAGUCCCCAUGCCUGCACCUGCCUGUACUACUGCCCUGCUCGCUCAUUCCGCGACUCCUAUGGGAUCUGUUUCUGGUGGCAGUAGUGAACAGCCGCCCAUCCCCUCCACUUCAGCUCAGCUCACACCACCGGUCAUUCCCACCACAGCCAUCCAGACGCCGCAGCUCGCACCAUCCACCACCACGGUCAUUCCCACCUCGGCUGCUCAGUCACAAGUGCCCACCCUCCAGCCGGUUACCACCAAUACACCAGUCGUGCAGCCCACACCCGUGCAAAGCCAACCUCAAACCUCCACCGUGCCCAAUCAGAGCCACGCACAUUGUGUAGAAUGUGACAGCGAUCCACAGGGAAAGGGCGUUGAUGACAUUCAGGCUCUGGAUAAAAAACUGCGCUCGCUUUUCAUGGACCUGGGCUCUGGUCCGCCCUCUGCCCAGUCUGAUGUCACAUCUGACCCCAUGGCAGCCCCAAGCGUCCCUGGCACCUCCUCUCCAACUGCCUGCACCACCCCUAGCGGCACACCUCUCCCUCCCUCUAGCUUACCUCUGAACUCCUCCGGUCAGCCCACGGGCUCUCCCAUGACCUCCAUGGGUAAUGCCUCCACCCCGGUCGGCUACAGUCAGACGACUCCAUCCAAAGCGCCGUUAUCAAGAUUACCGUCCCAGCAGCCCCUGGAGGAUCUGGAUGCCCAGCUGAGACGGGCGCUGAGUCCAGAGACCGUCCUAAUCAACAGUGUCACGCACCAGUCGUCUUUCACUGGGAUCCCACCCGGAGGGCAGCCAGUAUCAUUUUCUCUGGAUGAUGAGUCAGCAGCUGCACCUGCAGCUGGAGGAUACAAACUGGGACGAUUCCAGGUGUCAGCGGCUCCUGAUGAGAACGCCCUGCAGGCUCCCACCACCUCCCAGGAAUCAUCCUCCACAUCUUCUUCCUCCACCACCACCACCUCCUCUUCAUCAUCCUCCUCUACUCUCUCUAGCCCUGAAAACACGCUACACCGAACCUCCUCUCCCCUUAGAGACACGAAAGUAGAUGAGGUUGAUGGCCUCCCUGCUCUCCCCAAUCAGAUGACAACCCAUUCCCAGCCCACCACCAUUGGCCGUUUCCAGGUGACCACCAAGGCGGACUCGAAGGUGGGGCGUUUCUCAGUGAGCAGAGCACAGGACGAGGCUCUUGUGGCUAGCUUACAACCCCCAGAACCCCAGCCGGCACCUCCGGCCCAUCCAGCGGUUGGGAAUGGUCCAAGUCCCGGGAGCCUCAACAACUCGGUCAGCUCCUACUUCAGCAGCGACAAUGACUCAGAGUUUGAAGAUGAAGACUUUAAGAGAGAAGUCAGCAAGUUGAGGGAGAAGCACAUGAUGGAGAGUCAGGCUCUAUACACCCGGCAGAAGGCAGAGAUUGAAGCACUGUUCACUCGCUUGGGCAAAGCACCUCCCGCCAUGGUCAACCCUCCCGUUGUAAACCCAGCCGGCCGCAGACGACGUCCCACCAAGAGCAAAAGCAGCAAAUCUAGCCGCAGUAGCUCACAGGGCAGCAAGACUCCUAUACUGCCAGCAACCAGCACUUUAUCUGUGCAGAGCGCUCCCUCUGUGUAUCCGCCUCAGCAGGCCUUCCUGGCCCCUGGGGGGAUGAUAGACGGGGGGAGCAGCCCUCUGCUCCAGUCCUUCAAACCCUCCCCUUCUAGUGAGAACCUGUGUUCCGCUUACACCAGUGACGCCACGCUCUCUGCGCCCAGUUUGUGUGUCACCUCGCAAG
This is a messenger RNA of Sinocyclocheilus grahami, 2169 nucleotides long. Its product is annotated as serine/threonine-protein kinase WNK1-like. NCBI's taxonomy places the organism in Eukaryota, Metazoa, Chordata, Actinopteri, Cypriniformes, Cyprinidae. The annotation marks the transcript as partial. The record is from RefSeq and is a predicted model, not a curated record. The transcript has 7 exons.